AUGGCCAAGAAGACCGCAAUCGGUAUCGAUCUUGGCACCACGUACAGCUGUGUCGGCGUGUGGAAGAACGACGGCGUCGAGAUCAUCGCAAACGAUCAGGGCAACCGGACCACCCCGUCCUACGUGGCCUUCACGGACACCGAGCGCUUGAUCGGCGAUGCCGCAAAGAACCAGGUUGCACGCAACCCGGAAAACACUGUCUUCGAUGCCAAGCGCCUGAUCGGCCGCAAGUUCCAGGACCCCAUCGUGCAGUCCGACAUCAAGCUGUGGCCCUUCAAGUGCGUCGCCGGCCCCAGCGACAAGCCGCUGAUCGUGGUCCAGGUGGAGGGUGAGGAGAAGAAAUUUCAUCCGGAAGAAAUUUCCUCCAUGGUGCUCCUGAAGAUGAAAGAGACUGCGGAGGCUUACCUCGGCACGAAGCUGAACGAUGCCGUGGUUACGGUGCCGGCGUACUUCAACGACUCGCAGCGCCAGGCCACCAAGGAUGCGGGCACCAUCUCGGGAAUGAACGUGCUUCGCAUUAUCAACGAGCCAACGGCAGCAGCCAUUGCCUAUGGCCUGGACAAGAAGGGCUCCGGCGAGAGGAACGUCCUCAUCUAUGCCACCGCUGGCGACACCCACUUGGGCGGUGAGGACUUCGACAACCGCGUGGUGGAUUUCUGUAUCCAGGACUUCAAGCGCAAGAACCGCGGCAAGGACAUGGCCGGCAACCAGCGUGCUAUCCGACGCCUGCGGACGCAGUGCGAGCGAGCCAAGCGCACGCUGUCUUCUUCCACGCAGGCCACCAUCGAGAUCGAUUCCCUCUUCGAGGGUAUCGACUACUCCUGCUCCUUGUCCCGUGCCCGUUUCGAGGAGUUGUGCAUGGACUACUUCCGCAACUCCAUGGGUCCGGUGGAGAAGUGCCUGAAGGACUCUGGCAUCGACAAGAAGAGUGUGCACGAUGUGGUGCUGGUCGGUGGCUCCACGCGCAUUCCCAAGGUGCAGUCCAUGAUCCAGGA
Messenger RNA from Symbiodinium sp. CCMP2456, 995 nucleotides. NCBI's taxonomy places the organism in Eukaryota, Dinophyceae, Suessiales, Symbiodiniaceae. The record is from the annotation of a GenBank genome assembly.